Oppia nitens is the source of this 3056-nucleotide messenger RNA. RefSeq names its product type II inositol 3,4-bisphosphate 4-phosphatase-like. The coding region runs from base 169 to 2979 and encodes 936 amino acids. Gene Ontology annotation, molecular function: phosphatidylinositol-3,4-bisphosphate 4-phosphatase activity. NCBI's taxonomy places the organism in Eukaryota, Metazoa, Arthropoda, Arachnida, Sarcoptiformes, Oppiidae. The transcript is spliced from 5 exons. The record is from RefSeq and is a predicted model, not a curated record. Gene Ontology annotation, cellular component: cytoplasm.
AGCUAAAAAAUUAUAACAAAAUGUAAACAAUGUUUGUAUCGAUUGAAUGAAUGAAUGACUUUUGAUAUCAAUUAUUAACAUUUUUGUCACUCAUUUGAUGACAAUUUUGAUAAAGUAAUGACUAAUUUAAGUGAUUGAAUGCAAUGUUAGUGCCGACAAUCAGAUCAGAUGCACAUCAAUGUCGAUCAAUUGACACCAUAUCUUUGUGGUGAUAGUCAUCAAUGGGUUCAGUUUGAUAGAGAAGGAUAUCUAUUUGUCAAAUACAGAAACGACAGACAAUUCUUUAAUCAAUGGAAGAGCGAGUCUUUUGUCGAAAGGUUUGUUAGACUUAAAGGCAAUAUUUUAGUGAUAAUCGCAACUAAAACUCUUAACGACUCAACACAUGUCAUCAAUAAAGUUGAUGACAGAUGUCUUAACAUAAUAGUGUUGGAAGAGUUCAAUGUGAGAGUUGUCGACGAGUCCGACAAAUACUACGAGUUUGUCAUUGACUUAAAUCGCAAUGAUUUGAUCCGAAGUAUACAUUUCGCCACAAUUUCACAUCAAGAAAGAGAUGAAUGGGUUGAAUGCAUCCAUUUGUCCGGCAGAUCGUACCUCAUAUCACUUCAUACAUCACUCGUUAAUCAGUUAAACCAAUUAAAGAUUGUCACCAAUUAUGAGACCUCAGAUGACAUAACUAAUUAUAGAAGAAGAGAUUCAUCUAUUGUAUUGUCUGUAAGUUGUGAUUAUAUCAAUGCAUCAAAUAAUCGCAGAUUUCGACCAAAUUUUGUUAUAUUCAUAUACUAUAAGACAAUAACCAAUUCGUGGCAAUUGAUUGGUAAAACUGAGACUUUGUGUUCACGUAAUCCUCGGUUUGAGAAGUGUUUAAUAAUACCUCAAGAAAUACAUGAAUCGUCAACUAUUAAACUUAAAUUCAAUUUAUAUGAUAUAAUUGAGACUUUGACUAAUACUAAAUGCCUUUUAUGCGACUCUUAUCUUAAAUGCCAAACAAAUGAUUACAAAACUGUUCACAGAAUAGAUUUAAAGUCUAUAAUUAAUAAGCAAACGAUCGGUAUUUUAGCCGUAAAAUUAAUUCAUCAUUCAUUCAAUUUUGACCAAACUUUAUAUAGAAUUAAAUCAUUAAAUUGUAUUCAAAAGUUAAAUAAUAAAUUGAUGACAUGUUUGACAUAUUCAAUGGGAGAAGUGAAGACUGAAUACCAACGAAACCAAAUGCGUGCUCUUGAAUGUCACCUCAGAUUAGUCAACAUAUUGACGGAAUCACUCAAUGAGAUCAGUCUUUAUCAAAGUCAACACAGUUUUCGGCCGUCGACUGCAAAAAGUGAACAAUUUCUUCAAUUCAUUCCAAUUAACUUUCAUUUACAGCGAUGUCGAGUCACUGAUUCUAAUGCCAACCGACAAAUAACUCGCGAUGUAUUUACUGUCGGCGCUUAUUGUAGUCAUUACUUUGGUUUUGGUAGCGGAGGAAUGAAACGAGAAUUAUCUGAUUUAUACAAAAAUGACAAAAAUGCAAACAAUUUAUCACUAUUGAAGACAUGGAAAUCAAUGGUCAAUUUUUUUAGAAUCAGUUCACUUCGAGAUAUAAUUUAUAAUCAUUUAAAAUGUAUGAUUGAUUGUAUAGAUUGUCAAACUAUAGAUAAGAAGUUAGUUUUCAAUAAUUUUAGUAAAGUAGAAGAAUUUUGCAAAGAAAUUGUUACAAUUCUUUCCUCACAAAUAGUAGAGGAAUCGAUUGCUUUCUGUGAAAAAGUUAGGAAUCAAUUGGAAGUAACUAAUAGUGGAAUAAAUACUGCAUUUGAUAGAAGUUCUUCUUUGCAAGAAUCUAGAAGACAAUCGAAUCAUAAUAUAAGAGAUUUUAGAAGAUAUCAUUCACUUACUAGUGAUGAUCAUCAAGAGUUAGAACCCAUUGAUUUAAUUCAUUUAAAUAUUAAAGCGUCAGUUAUUAGUAUAAAUAGCAAAUUAAUUGCCAAUAAGUCUAGUCUUUUAAGAAGUGAUUUGAAUGCAAGUGAAAUAAAGUUGAAAAGUGCUAUCGAGUCGUUGCUGAAGACAUCGAGUAUUUGUUACGCCAGUUGUGCCCUUAGUUUAGAUCGACAACAAAUCGAGCGCUUCUAUUGUUUGCGUCUUAGAAGAGAUAUGAUCUUCACUCAAGUAUUGACAUCACUUGUCAUCGCAACUCUUUCUCAACUCAGUGACCAAACAUUUUUAAAAACCUUAAUCCAAACUAAAACUCUGUUAUCACAACAUGAAGUACUACUUAGUUGUUACGCUGAAGAAGUUUCAAUGUUAGAAGACAUGGAGUACUCUCUCAAUCAAAUCAAUUGUUGCGUUAAAUUUAUUUUUGAGAACUCAAUUGAAACCAAUAUUCAGCCAAAAAUUGAAGGCAACAGUUUUGAUAUUCGGGUCACUUUCUAUUGCAACCAAUUUGAAGGUUUUGAAAAUAAAAUUGAAUGCAAUGUUUUGGCGCUUCUGUUCAAUAUUGGUAUCAAUGAAUACGCCACUCUCGCUGAAACCUUAGGUUCAGUUAAACUUCAGGAAACUAUAAAUAAAGACAGUUAUAUGCUAUUAGAUUCUUAUGUAAAGCAAACCUUUAUUAACGAUUCAAAUGUGAGUAAACUUAUGGUUUCACUUAAGUCAGAAAUUUGGUCCAACAGAGUGAAGAAUAUUCGUGUCUUACAUUUGGUACAACAAAUUGUCAAUCAUUUGAAUGGCAUUCGGUUUACAAGUUGUAAGAGUGCUAAAGAUAGGACAUCAAUGGCUGUCACUCUUGAGGAAGCGCGACUUUGUGCACAAUUCUUCAACAUUAGUGAAAUCAAUGAAAUUCAAUGGUUUCAGACAAUUAUCGAUACACUCAGAAGUGAAGGCACUCGAAGAGAGAACACUCGUAAAAAUGUUGGAAUAGCUAAAUAUGCAUUCAAUUCGUUACAAUUGAUGACAUUUCCUAAACUUUUGAGGGCUCCCAAUGGCACAUAUUCUUCAAUUGAAACAUAAACUCUAAAAUUACUAUUUAUAAAUGAGUUUAUUUUAUUUACAUAAGAUUAAUAGGUAUAAUAUUUAAAAUAUGUUAA